Molecule: messenger RNA, 8681 nt
Organism: Synchiropus splendidus (mandarinfish)
Lineage: Eukaryota; Metazoa; Chordata; Actinopteri; Syngnathiformes; Callionymidae
Product: desmoglein-2-like protein
Exons: 14
Coding region: 4369-7524 (1051 amino acids)
Biological process (GO): homophilic cell-cell adhesion
Cellular component (GO): desmosome; plasma membrane
Molecular function (GO): calcium ion binding
Source: RefSeq, a predicted model, not a curated record
CUGUGAGACAUUUUAGGGACACUUAGUGAUGAAAAUAGAUCACAUCAUGAAUCUUAUCUAUUCUGGUAAAUUUGAGUAAUUGCUCCAUUGUUUCAUCAAGUACAACACGUAUUGUCAUGUCAGCGUAAUUACAUGCUAUUAAUUGUUGCAAUGACUGUUUAUGUGUUUGCUCUUAGACUGUGUUUGCUGUUCAGUUGAAGCCGAUUUGCGGUUGACGGCACUGGUUUGUCUUCAGCCCUCUCUGCAUGUGCGCAGUGAAAUAUUUGGCAGCCUUCUUGUUUUUCAAGAGGAUCUGGUCUGCAGAGGUUGCCAUGAGCACUGACCUACGAAGCCCCUCCCAAGGCUCCAGCUCUGUGGAAGGAGGAACAAAAGUGAAACGCUCUUUUAAACUUGACAAGAAUGUGCACUCUGUCGGGUCUGGUGGGUGGGUGUGUGUUUGGCGGAGGGGGUUGCUGCGCUGCCGGAGCCAGGCCUUCACAAUCUCUCUAAAUUACUGAUAACAAUGAGAGUCCGGGGCCAGAAACACUGAGGCCAGUGUUCUGGAAUAGCGGCUGGUGGGAAAGAGUGGGGAGCAGAGGGAAGUCAUGAGGCAGCUUGGACAGGAAAGGUGAGGAAAAUGUCAGGAAGCCUCUGUUGAGGGCGGCGACUGAAAUGAAAGAGGCGCAGCAGCAAACCCAAAAUACAGUGUAUCCUCUCGGUUAUUUACACGCCUAAAAGAAGGUGAGGCGAGGACGCGUCAGUGUUUGCAGACCAAGCAGAAGAUCAACUACACACCUGUCUGGCUCUCCUGCUGCACCACAGCGGUCUGAACUGUCUCAGCUCGACAGUCAUUGUGAGCUGGAGUGCAACUGCUGCUGUGCAGGGGUUCCAUUUCCAGAGGAGCCACACACGUAUGGAGAAAAGUUUUUAGAAAGACAGAGGGGGAAAAUAAAAGGGAGUUAACCAUUGAAUAAAAAAGGAUGAGCAUGCACUGUUCCAAAUAUAAAGCACUAUUAUUCAUGUUUUAUUUGAUAUGCCUCAAAUGUUGAAUACAACAUUUAAAAUUAGGGACAGGAUUUAAAUGUAUUUUGACUAAUACUUUUUUUUUUAAAUGCAAAUACGUUUCUUUAGCAUUUUUCAGGCCACUGCAUUAUACACUUCAUUGAUAAGUAGUGCACGUCCAGCCUGAUGUAUCGGCUCAAGUGCACAGAUUUAACUUCAAUUUCACCAUUCUGAUAUCAACUUUCUAAUUUAUUUUUAAUUCGAUUAUCGCGAUUAAUUUACUUUCUUUAAUCAGCCUUCACCUCUAAUAAAAAUAUGGGUCAAAACAUUUUUUCCAGCUUUGGAAUCUGGACGGUAAUAUAUCCCCAUCAACUGUAUUAUUACCGAUACAUUUCAAUGUUUCAAGUCAUUUCUGUGAGGGACAGUUGAAUAGAGCAAGCUAAAAAUAGUUGUGAUAAUAAUAGUGAAAUAAAUCACAAAAUAGUAUUCUUCAAGCUCUGUUUCACGCUGCCCUCAUGAGGGCCGGGUCAGCGCAGACCAAGGGCCACAUUUGGCGCCUGUAUUUUGAGUCUGAAAUUGUUCCAGAGGUGAAAAUACCCCGCUAGCAAGCAUGCGGUGAACUGUGUUUUGGGAGUUCAAGUUGAAGUCACCUGCAGUCUGCUUGUCAGACACCAUGUAAUAAAGAUAGAUGUACAUGCUAAUAACACUCCAGAGGUUUACUGCGGCGAGAUCUAUAUCCCUGAGCUAAGAAAGUCUUGCGAGUCAUUUUAUUCUCUGUUGAACCAGUGCCAAAGGAGCUCAGGGCAUGGCUUCGACCUUGUCUGCGUGAGGUAGUGUUUGGGUGAGACAAAUCUCUGGGUGAGAGUUGGGAAUGUGAUGACGAAUAGCUCCCGCCAGAGACUGUUCUUUCACUCGGGCUGAAACUGUCUUGCCGUCGUGAUUAUUACCGGUGAGGAUGAAGUCAUAGCACAACCAGUUUGUUCAUGCGUCACGGACUGUUUGAGCUUCUUUGACUCUCUCUUUAAAUGUUGGUAACAUCUAGUAAUUACAGACUUUCAAAGAUCCACUCCCACAGAAUCAAAGCUUGUGGUUUCAGUUGAGCAAAGACACCAUAAACAUUGAGAAUUUUUAUUUUUUUUCCCCAAAUCUAGCUCUUAUUGGAGAAAAAUAUCUGAUGUAUAAAUAUAUUUCUAAUAAAAAUAAAUAUUUUAUUCACAUUUAUCUGACCCCAUAUUGUCAGAUUACAUUAGAUAAGCUUCAUGCUUCCAAUACGUUACGUGUAUUUUUUUACUUCAAAACGUACUCAAAAGCGAAGUUUUUCCUUUGUUUCAUAAGAAAUUUGUGUUGGUUUGGUUGUGUUGCUUCAAUUGUAUUUAAAGAGGGCUGCUGAAUAUGCAUAACUAUGGAGUAUGAAUUGAUCAUACAUAGUCUAAAAAUCUGUUCAGUUACCAAGCUAAAAGAGGGUAAAACUCGAUUUAAAUGCAGUGCAGAGUGCAUCUGUUCUUCUUCCUUAAAAAAGUAGUGCUUCCGGUUACGACCCAGUUCCGACGAUAAAUGGCUGAGUAUGAAACAUAAAAUGUUUGGUAUGGGCAGAAUGAAACGGAAUUUCUUCUCUCUAGUCAUCGCUUGAUAUUUUUGACCUUUAAAUUUACUUAUAUAAUUAUAAUUUCUGUUCAUAUACCUUGUCCAAUGUUACUUCAUGUGGAAAUGAAGCAACUCUUAGGGUUGUGGAUGGUCAUUAAAAUUCAGUUUUCAGUGGCCCACAGCAUUUCUACUAUGCCACUACAAAGGGCAGAUGAUUGUCAGCUUCCAUUUGUUUUGUAUGGGCUACAACGCUACUUUUCAUUUGCUGUUUACCGGCGCCCUCAGGUGACCUCCCCUCCCCUCCCCUCCCUCAGCACACUGAGGCCUACAGAAGCAGUUGGGUCACUCUAACAGGUGAAACGUGAUCCACAGACAUCAGACAUGUGCUGCAUCCUGCUUUAUUUGCAUCAACAAACUCAUGCGCUCAUGUUAGCUCAGCACCAUGUCAGUGUCGUGUUAUGCGACCCAAAUAAAAGGGGCGAGGGAGGAGCUACACGCGAAACACAGCCAUGAACCCGGGCAUAGUUAAACAACGUAAAUGAAGAAAAAUAAAAGUAUUUUGUGUAAUUAUAUGAUGACUGUCACACUUAGUUGCUACUGGGGAAGGAGUAGCUGGUCACAUCUGACAGUUUAGAUGUUGAAACUAAAUGGGCUGGAACCGAAACAGCCAUAUCAGCGGAGAUAGUGUCAGCUUCAAGAACACCUUUGACCACAAAGGGUUUCCAAGGAACCGUAGUUAGCUGUGCCAGAGCGCUGCUUUUUUUCAUCUCUAUCAGCCGUGUCACAUCUAUAAAUCAGACACGCCUAGUGACACACAGCCUUCAGUGUGUGUGUGUGUGUGUCGGUGAACCUAAGAAUGUAACACACACAAGAAAUGUUUCUCAUGGAAGUGAGAACAAACACAGAGCUGCUGGAUUUUGCAAUUUCGACUCUACAAGUGGCAACCCGCGCGCAUGUUUUUACAUUUCCAUAUUUUAGAAUAUCGAUGAAGCACUUAAUUUAUUGAGGAGACACUUUGAUCUGACAUCCAGUUUCUCCCUCGAUGAAGUAAAAGCAUCAACCAAAAAUGCUAUAUUAGUCGUAGAGUUGUACUUCUACUGGCCGUUUCGAAAAAGAUACUUCUAUCUUCCAGACGCAUUUUCAGCAUGAAUAUCUGUACACACACAUCUGAUCACCUUUCCAUAGUCAUUUAUUCACAGUAAUAGUCGAAGAAGAAGAAGUGGCACUCAUAGAAGUAGUCGUAGUAGUAGAACUAGGAGUAAUAGUACUAGUGGUGGUACUUGCAGGAGUAGUAGUAGUGGACAGUCCAACUACCACUGAGUAUCAGAUUUUCUUUUCUCUUGAUUUUUUUGAUGCACAGUUAUUCAUUUGUUUAUCUGUAUACUAUUUUGUUAUUAUUAUUAUUAUUUACAUAUUUGUUUUGUGUAUGAACUGCUGAUAAAUGUAUGUAUUUCUCCAGUCUGCGUUGACCUCCUGCCAACUACUCCACCACUUUUUUUCCCGUCGUCCAAAAACUUGUCCAGUUUGUUUGACCAGCAGAGCUGUUUGUUUUACGGUCCGCCAUAAUCCGCACUGGAGAACAAAAGGAAGUAUAUGGAAGUAUUGCAGGUAUGUCAGCGGUGCAGGAGAACUGCGCUACCAGGAGCGGAUCCUCCAGACCACGCCCUCUUCAGGAGCAGUUCCUCCUCCUGAGAAAAAAGGGUCAAAGUUUGUCCCACACCGGAGACAAAAGACGACAAAUACAGCGCAGAGAUCGCGAUUCAACAUCGGGAUUAACUGGAUUUAAUCUCCAAACAGGCGGCCAUGCUUCUGAAAUGCGCCUUGUUGGCUCUGCUGGCGAUUCACUUGUCGCUUGUUCCUGUCGAGGCACGAGGGAAUCGCGAGGUGCUGCAGAGACAGAAGAGGGAGUGGAUCUCUGCCCCCCGAAAACUGAAGGAGAACCAUGACUACUCAGGCUUGGAAAGCAUCGCCAGGAUUCGCUCCGAUCAGGAGAACUUCACCAGGAUUGUGUACUCGCUGCGAGGGCCCGGGGUCAACGAGCCUCCCGUCGGCGUGUUUGGUGUCGACUCUAAAACUGGCUACGUGAAGAUCUACUCCGUCUUGGACCGAGAAUAUAUCGAGUACUAUCAUCUGAUCGGGAGUGCAAAAUACGAGGACGGACGUCCGGCUGAAAAGGAUAUCGACCUCAAGAUCACUGUCCUGGAUGAGAACGACAAUCCUCCAGUGAUCAGAGUGAAUCAAGUGGGAUCCGUGCACGAGUCCAGUCGAGCAGGGACCGUCGUCAUGAGGGUGAACGUGACAGACGCCGAUAAAGAAAACACCAUCAACUCGAAGAUCUACUACAGUAUUGAGGGAAGUUCAGCCGCCUUCUUCCAGAUCAACUCUCAGACCGGUGAAAUCAUGGUGAGGCAGAGCACGCUCGAUCGAGAGACACAAGAUACGUACAAGGUGAUGGUCAGAGCAGCAGACCUGAACGGACAGUCUGGAGGAAACACUGUGACAGGGGAAGUGGUGAUCAAACUUCUGGACAUUAAUGACAACGUUCCUUACCUGGAGAAAGAAUCGUAUGAAGGGAAGGUGGAGGAGAACACGGUGAACAUGGAGGUGAUGAGGAUCCAAGCGUUGGACAAGGAUCUGAUCCACACCGACAACUGGCUGGCCGUCUAUCGGAUCGUCUCCGGGAACGAAGGGGGCUACUUCACCAUCACCACCGACAAAGAGACCAACGAGGGUGUCAUCACGAUCACGAAGGCGCUGGACUACGAGGAAAUAAAGGAGCUCAACCUGGGGAUCGUGGUGGCCAACAAGGCGGCGUACAGCCACACCAUCUCUGGCUCCACCACCUCGAAAACCUACCCGGUGAAAAUCAACGUGGUCAACCAGAAGGAGGGGCCUCGUUUCCAGCCCAGCGUCAAAGUGGUGACCAUCUCCGAGGACUCGUCCUCAGUUUCCAUCAAUAAGGUCAUCACCACGUACACGGCCAUCGACAGUGACACUCAGCAGACGGCCACCAACGUCAUAUACGCCAAAUACCGGGACGAAGACAACUGGUUAAUCGUGGACAAAAACACGGCAGAAAUUAAGCUGAACAAAAUGCCUGACCGAGAGUCCACGUUCCUGAUAAAUGGAACGUACUACGCUGAAAUCAUUUGCAUCACGCAAGACUCCACAUCCAAGACGGCCACCGGGACCAUCGCCAUCCAGGUGGAGGACUUCAACGAUCACUGCCCCCAGUUGACCGCCACGACCAAGACCAUGUGCUUUGAGGACAACGUGGUCUUCGUCACUGCUGUAGACGGGGAUGACUUCCCUAAUUCGGCACCCUUCGAUUUCCAGGUCAUUCCGGACGGAAGCACCGGGAAGUGGACAGUAGAGCAUUAUAACGACACAACGGCCAUCUUGAGAGACCAAGCGAGCCUCUGGCCAGGCAUUUACAAGGUGCAGUUGUUGGUGAAAGACCAGCAGGGGAAGUCGUGCACUGACCUGCAGGUGAUGGACGUGGUGGUCUGCACUUGCCACGAAACCACCAAAACCUGUUUGGCCCGCAACAGAAAGACGUCAGAAUUCGGCGCUCCUGGUAUUCUGCUGAUGCUGCUGGGAUUCCUGCUCCUGCUUUUGUUGCCCCUCUUGCUGCUGUUCUGUCUGUGUGGAGCCACUUCAGGAGACUUUAAGCCCAUUCCCAUUGACACGAAGCAGCACCUGAUCUCCUACCACACGGAAAGUCAAGGAGAAGACAAGGAGGUGCCCCUGCUUCAUGGCAACGUUGGCAAAAUAACCACCAAAAACGUCGACACUUUACAUGCGGGGGGCAUGGUGGACACAAGCCGUUGGGGUGCAGCCGGACACGCUGAUGGACGUUACUCUCACAACGUUGACAUGGAAACCAUGGAGAGAACGGGGCAUUAUUACAAAUCCGGAUUCACUGAGAACCUGGACUACAUGGAUGGAGGGGUGAUGACUUGGCAGCACAGCAGUGGAUACAGUGGCGGGGUCUUCGACGGAAUGGCGCUGUCACGUGAUUUCCUGGGAAGCUAUUAUCUCAGCAAAUCUGAGCACGCAAGUCAGCAGACCCAGCUGACGGACAACUUGGAGAUCUUCGACUACGAAGGCGAAGGGUCCCUGGCAGGCUCCGUCGGCUGCUGCAGCCUCCUCGACCCUGACGACAACCUGGACUUCCUGAAUGACCUGGGGCCUAAAUUCAAAACCCUCGCCCAAAUUUGCCAAGGAUCCACCAUUGUGACGGAGUCCGUCAAAACGAAGGUCUCUGUUCCUCCGCCUCGGCCGGUGUCGCCGGUGAAGCCGCCGUCCAGCCACACCCACGUGCACACUCACACGGAAACCCACACCAACCGGGACCGGAUCAACACCUCGGGACUAUCCACCUCUACCUUGUCGAGGGUACAAGUUCAGGACAAUGUUGUGAUUCCGAGUCAGACGGUUCUUGUUCAGCAACCCGCCAUGUACUACGCGGCCACACCCAUGUAUGUGGUCGAGUCCAAUCCCCAGAUGAUGCUUGUCACAGGAGGUGCUCAGCAGGCGGUCGGUCAGGUGGCCCAGGUCGGCUUAUCGCAAGGCCUGGUCCAAGUGGGCGGCAUCCCAAGCUCUCAGGGCGUCGUACUCGUUGAUAGACAGGCUGGAAUGAGUGGAGUCGUCGGUCAAGGAUCGCACGGUCGCUCACACGGUACCAAGUCCAGACAAGUCUUAGUGGUGGAGAACGGCUCCUCCACGGGUGGGAGACAUGUUGAGAGGGGUUAUAUUGAGACAGGGUCUCUGCAGCCCGGCCAUACGCUGCAGGGCCGAACUGUUUCCCGCAGUUCACGCGGUACACUGGGUUCAGCGGGAUCACACGAGGACUUCACCGCGUCGGCCGCACCCAGAGCGCAGGCCAGCCAGAGGGUUGUCGUGCAGCACAAGAAGGUGUCAGUCACCGAAAGAGCCGAUUCCAGUUCCAGAGCGUAGAUUUGGCACCGCAAACCCAUAAACAUCAAAUCACGAACCCCUCCCCUGACUCCGAAAUACCUGUCAGAGAUGAUUCAAAAUGAUGUAGGUCAGCCAACGCACGCUCGCUUCAGGGAACCACUGGAGACCAGUUUGACUUGAUGCACGUCGCCAGUGUCUGAUGAGUCAAAUGAAUACGACGCAUUAAAAAGACGACAAACUUCCAGCUGUCGCUUUCUUUUGGAUUCUCCUCAGUUGGACGAAGCUCACAUUGUAGCAUCUUUGGCAGGGUCGUGCACAGAGAGACCCCCGGUGGUGCAAAGCUUGAAUUUUAGCCUUUAAAAGCAGCCAUUCUUGUCGUCUUCUUGUUGCAGCUUGUUGGUUUGUGACUUUUUUUUUUCGGACAAACUCAUCUGAGGCUCACCUCGCUGUUAGUUAAUAAUUGUCUUCUUUUAUUAUACUUUUACACCUCCAGAUUUAUGCGUGUCUCUCCCCAUAAAAUGUGAGUCAUCUGAUUGGUUAGACUUAGGAUUCGCACUUGAAAAUUACAUUUGCGUCCACUUCAAUUCAGAAUAACUUGAACUGAGAAAUGAGCUCAAAUGAAAUUGAAAGAAUUUCCGAGGAUUUUUGGAUGUCGGUAUUCCACGAAAAAGCCCUCCAGUAUUCCCGAUGCUGCAGAUAGAGCAGGACAGACUCCCGCCAUGUGUUUCGUAGAGCUCAGUCUUUCCGGUGUGUGUGACUCAUAACAAGAGAUUUAAAGGCAAAAAAAUAGAGAUCUUCCUGCGGAGGGCGCUGUGUGGAUAUGGCCUGUUGGUGCCAUGCAACAAAACCCUGACAGUUGUAAAUAUUAAAUAAACUGCACAUAAUGGGAAUCGCACCAGCAACUGAUCGAAGAGUUUUCUGCUGUCUGCCCAUGAGCAUCCUGCACUCUCCUGCAGGGACUCUGCCAUCAUGUUGGAACAUGCUUUUUUAAAUUUUUUUUUCUAUUAAUGCAGAUGUAAUUAGGUUGGGAUGUGUGUUUGCGUGCGGGAACUUGAUAACGCUAUUGUCGGGCUCAUGAAUGAGAAAUGGCUUUUAAUGCACUGAAAUAUUCUGUGUCGCUCGUGGCGCUGAGGAUGAACUUUCCUCGAGUCGGAGCAGAAGAUGUGCACAUGGUUUUCCUUGUAAUAAAAUAUGAU